GAGACCCGGAGCUGUAGAAACAGGAACCCUGAGGGGCUGAUAAACGGCACGGGGUCGGCUUCACGCUGGACACGUCGGGGACGCUUCCUGUCCCGAGAUAACAAGGCUGCUGCUUGUUGACGGGCAGGACACGGCUGACGUGCGUCCAGAUGAAUCAUGCGAGGGUCUCCGGGCAGCACAGGCUCCUGACCAGGCCGUGUCUCCUUGUCCGUGCCCAGAGUCUGCCCUCGGGGACCCUGCUCGUCUGGUGUCAUCGUCAUUGCCUGUCACCCGGGCGGGACAGCGUCCCCCGAAAGUGCUGAGACAGCCCAAGACAGGUGCCGAGAGCUGAGCGGCCAGCUGGCCCGUCCCGACGUGGGGGCCCACGGAGCCACACCUCUGCCUGCUGAACCCACCUCCGGACGCACCAGGAAGCCCGCCAGGCUCCCCUCCAGGGUCCAGACAGGAGCCCCCACCCUCGGACUCACAGUGCAGACCCAGGUGCAGCUUUGGGGCUGGGAUAUGGUGGCCGUGCUGGAUCUUGUGACCUUCCUGGUCGUCCUGAAGUCGGCAUGCUGUGCACAACCACGGCCGGCGCAAGACAAAAUAUCCCCUAUUAUAAACAUGCAGCUGGAUUCAAGGAAAAAAAUGUUAACCUGGACUUACACCAGAAACGUGAGUCACCAGGAAUGCACAAUAGAUACGCCCACUGCCUAUUCCGCCACGGUGAACCCACAGGUGACGGAGGACCACACCUACGUCUGCACCUUCCCCAACUCCGUGCUGCACAGGGGGGCCAACCUGACCGUGAACGUCACUUGCGACGGGGUCGUGUUCCUCCAAGUCCUGACUUUCGCCAACCCAGGCAGGGAAGGUUCCGGAGCCGUGAACUUCUCCUGCCUCAUUUACAACGUGCGCUUCAUGAACUGCAGCUGGGCGCCCGGCCCGGCCGCCCCGGCCGACGUCAAGUAUCGACUGUUCUGGGCGUCCAGGCAUGAGGCCGACGCGGAAUGCGUCCAUUACAUCCUCGGCCCCACGGGGACCCGCGUGGGCUGCCAUUUCGACCAACUGGGCAAACCCCAGAGGACGGAUAAUUACUUCUUCUUGGUGAACGGAACCAGCAGGGAAACGGCGAUCCCGUUUUUGGAUUUCACUCCAUUUAAGGCCGUUCAAAUCGAGAAGUACAAUCCACCCAGGAACAUCACCAUCACCUACAACCAGUCGCACCACAUCAUCCGGUGGGAACAUCCCGAGAUCCGAUUCGACCUUUCGAGUCACAUGCUGUAUUACGAGCUGCACAUCCAAACGCCGGCGAGCUCCGCAGAAACAAACCGUGUUUUCCAAAGGGGACAGGACCCCAACGUGUACCUGAUGCCCAGUUCCACCACCAGAGCCAAGAGCGCCUUCCGGGUGAGGGUGCGUUACAUGUACAACCGACUGUGGAGCGAAUGGAGCCCCACGCAGUGGUUCGGCCUCCCGGAGCAGGAUUUCAGUGGCGCCCUGGUGGGGCCCGUGGUGGGGACGGCGGCUUUGUCCGCGCUCGUCCUCAAGUUCCUCUGCAAACGGUUCUCCGUGAGGCGCAAGAUGUUCCCUCCCAUCCCGCAGGUGAAGAAGGAAAUCGCCAAGGCCCUCAUGCCCACAGCGGGGGUGAGUGACCCCUCCAUCUGCACCCAGGAGGUCGCCUGGGACGAGGGCCACCCCCCGCCAGGCCCCCAGGACCCCGAGGACGUGGUGACGCUGGAGGCAACGUGCUGACGGGCAUGGGGAGGAGGGGAGAUGGCACGUUCCGCCCGCGACCACUUCUGGUACCGUGUGGUGUUAGUGAAAUAGAUAAAUAAAAUAAUGAGACAACAUAAAAUAAGGGAAGGAAA
Molecule: messenger RNA, 1850 nt
Organism: Felis catus (domestic cat)
Lineage: Eukaryota; Metazoa; Chordata; Mammalia; Carnivora; Felidae
Product: granulocyte-macrophage colony-stimulating factor receptor subunit alpha-like
Exons: 13
Coding region: 502-1734 (410 amino acids)
Biological process (GO): cytokine-mediated signaling pathway
Cellular component (GO): membrane; external side of plasma membrane
Molecular function (GO): cytokine receptor activity; protein binding
Source: RefSeq, a predicted model, not a curated record